UAUAAUGAAAUAUUUUUAAAGAGAGAGAGAAAGAGAACCAGAGCAUUGCUCUAGCAAAUAUAAUGCCAAGGAUUGAACCCUGGACUUCAGGCUUGUGAGUCCAGUUCUCUAGCUGUGCCAUCUCCUAGCCACUCUUGUUUAUUUGUAAUGCAAUGCCAAGGAAGGAACCCAGGGCUUUGCGUGUCUGAUACUGUGAACUACCUCCCUGGCCCAAUUUAAAAUUUUUUUUUUUUAUAUUUUUGGAGAUGGGGAGAGAAAAGAGAACAGGGUGGGGGAGAGAAAGAAGAAGAGAUAUUAAGUCGCAACACUGCUUCCUCACCCACCCAUCCAUGGAGGCUGCUCAGUGCUCUCUUGUGUUGCCUGGGAUUGAACCCAAGAUGUAUGACAAGUUAUGUACUCUACCUGCUGAACCACCUCUUGAACCUGUGUAUAUAUUUUUAAAUUGACAACUCCUUUUAUCAUUUUUUUGCCUUUACUUUUUAUUGAGAUAAUGUUGGUUUGCUGGACCUUAUGCUUUAGGGCUAUUGUGUCACACCACUCUUUCCUUUCUCUCUAUUUCCUUUAAUAUUUAUUUAUGAGAAAGAGAAAGAGGGGGGGAAAGAGAGAAUGAGAAACAGAGCAUCGCUCUGGUACAGGGAUGGAACGGAGAACCUCGUGCCUGAGGGUCCAACAGAUUAUCUACUGCACCACCUCCUGGGUCACGCCUUCCACCCCCUUAGUGAUCUCUGUUCUUCAGUCUAAAGGACUUCACUUGUUCUCUUGCUUUAUUUUGUUUGUUUACUUGCCACCAGGUUUGUCACCAGGGCUCAGUGCUUGCAUGACUCCACUACUCCUGCUGGCCAUUCUUUUCUUUUCUCUAGAUGGUGAGAGACAGAGAAAUAGGUAGAGAGACAGAGAGAUAGGGAGAGACACUGCCACAAUGCUCCACAUUUGGUUUAACCCCUGCCCCCCCCCCCCCCCGCCACACAAAUACGGGUGCUUCUGUGGCCAGGGUUUACGCCCAGAUCCCUACACAGUGAAGUAUGCACCAACCAGUGAGCACUCUUCAGCCCUCACCUCCUCAUCCACCCAUCUACUCUGGAGCACUGCAAUUACCUCCUUGUCUGGGUUUUAUGGCUCUUGGGCUCACUUCUUUGCCACUUUAACAUGGCUUUCCUGUGGUUCCCUCAGAUACCUUUGGGGUGUUGCCACCAGGGGCCCCCAGAAUUUGUUCCAGGACUUGAGGUGCUUCCAACUGCUUGUGACUUGCUAACAAACAGACUUAUCUCUCAGUCAGCUGUGCAUUUGCCUCCUCAGAUUGUUUUUAGGCAUAAUACCCAGGCCUGUGUCUUUGUCCUUUCUGGGGUGGGAGGACAGCUACAGCUUGGGUGCAUGGCUGAGGCAGGGCCAGCAGACGAUACCCCUUAGAGCUUAUGAUUCUUAGGGUACAGCCACUGGGUGGGCAUCAAUGGGAGGCUGCUGGCAGUACAGAUUCUUAAGGCCUAUCUCAGCACCAGCUGAGAGUUGGGGUUUCGGGGAGGAAAAGGAGCUGGUAGAGAGAGAUAUCUGAGGAUAUAGUGGGGCUGACCCUCUCAUCCCAUGCCCACCUGGGGCGGGGCCCUCCAACCUCUCCUCUGGAGCCCCCAGGCAGCACCCAGCCCCCCUCUCCUCACCAUGCAGGUAGUACUCCUUCCUCACAAACAAACCUGCAGCCCCAGUUGGUCACCAGGGCUGUUGCCAUAGUGAUUGACAUCAGCCUCCAGCUCCCCAAGGACCCCCUGACUCCCUCCCACUGCCAGGAGGCCCCAGGAGAGCUGCCGGCCCACAUGGAGGGUAGGGCAGGGCGGCCACAGGCGGGUGACGUGGGAGGGCUGGGCGGGCACUGGUGGCCUAUACGGGGCAGCAGGCAGAGCUGGCAUUCAGCUCCCAGACGGCGAUGGCGGAGGACGGGCCGCAGAAGCCGCAGCUGACCAUGCCGCUGGUGCUGGACGAGGACCUGACCAAGCAGAUGCGGCUGCGGGUGGAGAGCCUGAAGCAGCGUGGUGAGAAGCGGCAGGAUGGUGAGAAGCUGCUGCGGCCGGCCGAGUUCGUGUACCGCCUGGACUUCGUGCAACAGCAGCGGCUGCAGUUCGAGCGCUGGGACGUGAUGCUUGACAAGCCAGGCAAGGUCACCAUCACUGGCACCUCACAAAACUGGACACCCGACCUCACCAACCUCAUGACCCGCCAGCUGCUGGACCCUGCGGCUAUCUUCUGGCGUAAGGAGGACUCGGAUGCUGUGGAUUGGAAUGAAGCCGAUGCCCAGGAGUUUGGGGAGCGCCUGUCUGAGCUGGCCAAGAUCCGCAAGGUCAUGUUCUUCCUGCUCACCUUUGGGGAGGGCAUGGAGCCAGCCAACGUCAAGGCCGCCGUGGUCUUCAACCAGCUCUGAGUAGCCCCCUGCCCACCCUGUCUCUUUGCCUGGCUGAGUGUUAGGGGACUUUCUUCUCACUGCUGACUUGUUCCAGACUCCCCAUGCAUCCUUGCUUUUUCUCUUCCUGGCCCUAAGGGGAGACGCAAAGGCUGUGUAGUAUAGGCAUUGGCCUCCAAGGCCUGUGAGGCACCUCCUUUUGCUCCAAAGACCGAGAGAAAGAGAGACAGAUCCAAAGGACCAGCCAUUGACCCUCCUCCAGAGACAGGAAGCCCACAAAUGGAGACCCCAGCUUGCAGGCAUCUGCUGCUUGACCAAAGCUUGUAGGUGAACACCCACUCCAAGGACCCAGAAAGGUGCUGCUCCCAGCACAGGCUUGGCACUGCCCCACCACACCAGGGGCUCGGGGACAGUGGUUGUGGGGGCUGGGGGCUGGGGGAUGUUCUAGGCAUUCCAGAGUGGCCAGCCAUCUUCUGGGCAUGACUUCAUCCAGAGUGAAAGGAGGAAGGGUUGUUGAGAACCACUGUGCUAUGUUCCUGUGGGCAUUUUCUAGAAUCUGUUGAUGACAUGCCCAGCUGAACUGACUGUGGUACCCACCAGGGGCUUGGUCAUUGUGACCUUGGGUGUGAGGCUCCUGAUCAGGGAGACUUGAAGGUGCCUACACUGUGAGGGGCAGGGCCAUAGUAGGUUUUCUCUGUCCAGGGAAGCUGGAGAGAGGGGUUCAGAGCCCCAGAGAGGAUGGAAGGUCCUAUGGCCACCCUCUUCCAGAUUGGCAUGAUAUCCAGUGAGACACCCUCACAGCAAGGGUAGGGAUGAUGGCUGCUGGUAUUGGCAGAGCUGGCAUCUGAGAAUUGGGCACAAGGCUCCCACCAGAGAGGAGAUGGAGGAGACAUGCUACCAGCAAGUUCAGAUUUGACGCCCUAAGUCUCACCCCCCUUCAUAUUGCAUAGUCCUGGGGAACUCACCCCACACCUUGAGAGGGGGAUUGGACUUAACACCACAGGGAGCCAGUCUCCAAACUCCAGAUUCUCUUGGGGGGGUCCCCUAUAACUCCUGACUUUGGGAUGCCCUAUGGGGAUUUGUAUGGAGUAGGGGCAGGCUUGGUGAAGUCACCCCGGCCUGCUGCCUCUUCGUUUGCAUUCUCACCACCGUAGCUCUGAGACUGCCUGGGUGCUGUGCCAGGGCCCUGCUAUGCUCACCGUGUGUCCCCAAUAAAGCUAUGUAUCCUU
Molecule: messenger RNA, 3615 nt
Organism: Erinaceus europaeus (western European hedgehog)
Lineage: Eukaryota; Metazoa; Chordata; Mammalia; Eulipotyphla; Erinaceidae
Gene: OMP
Product: olfactory marker protein
Exons: 1
Coding region: 1916-2407 (163 amino acids)
Biological process (GO): signal transduction; sensory perception of smell
Cellular component (GO): cytosol; neuronal cell body; axon
Source: RefSeq, a predicted model, not a curated record